Annulohypoxylon maeteangense is the source of this 1902-nucleotide messenger RNA. RefSeq names its product transferase family-domain-containing protein. Bases 235 to 1635 code for a protein of 466 amino acids. The record is from RefSeq and is a predicted model, not a curated record. Gene Ontology annotation, molecular function: acyltransferase activity, transferring groups other than amino-acyl groups. Lineage: Eukaryota; Fungi; Ascomycota; Sordariomycetes; Xylariales; Hypoxylaceae. The transcript has 3 exons.
AGACUCGUGAUUGACAAUUACUUCUCUUUAGGAUAUGCGAAUGAUGGGUAUAUCAUCGCAGUGGGAUAAUAUGUUCUUCCUCUGUUCAAAAUCGACUUUAGCGCAUUCGAUGCGAUCGCCGAGGUCUCCAAGGUUAAAAUAAUAUAUUGCAAGAUAGAUACUCUAUAAGCAAAGUCUCACCAAGGUCCGGAAAAUUGAACUCGACGAAAAUCCUUUAUACUUCAGUAUCUCGCCAUGUCGGCUCUCUCUCCGCUUGAUAGGCUUAUGCCUCGGGGUUAUAUUCGCCAAAUGUUCUGUUUUCCUUCGACGCACAAGAAGAUUUCUCACAUACUCAAAGCUGGCUUGGCCGGAGUUGUAGCUGAUGUCCCUUACCUCCUCGCCGGCAUCGUCAUUAGCGAAGAUCGCAAACAUAUUUCUCUCGGUGAAUCUUAUCAAAGUCUUGAGGAUCUCUACUCGGAACAAGACUUUUCAGAUACCAUCGAUUACGCCUUUAUAAAACAGCAGCAUUUCCCACCUUCAGCAUUCACUGUACCUGGAAUCAUACCUCCUGAUACCCAACCACCAUUUCCAAAUCCGGCACCUGUAUUUCGGGCUAGGUUAUCCCUCGUUAAAGGAGGGUUUAUCUUGUGUGUUGCAAUUCAUCAUUGUACAACCGACAUCACCGGAUUUGGGUCUUUACUUAAAAUUUGGGCCUCGCAUUGUCGGACGGGCGCGUCUACUGCAGCUGGGUUCAAUCCGACCUGGCUAAACCGCAAAGUUCUGCACGAGAGAUUUAAUACUUCAUAUAGGCCAAUUCCAGCAUCAAUCCCCAAACUUCUCCAUGUCAAGAGUCCCGAUGAUUUAGCUAGGCUACCCGCUUCAGCGUCACAACCUAGCGAUCUUACAACGGGUAUAUUUUUCUUCCCACAGAAGACUCUACUGGCUUUGAAACGUACAGUCAAUCAGCAUGUCAUUUCACUGGACGCCAAAAAUUGGGUUUCAUCAGGCGACAUACUCACGGCGCUACUUUGGAGUGCAGUAUUAACAGCCGAAUCAGAAUCGACUAGUGAUGGCAAGGACAGCAGCACGAUAGGCUUCCCUGUGAACUUCCGUUCGCGAUUUAACCCACCUUUACCCCCAGACUAUCUGGGUGCUGCUUUCAUUAUGACCACUGCUACAGCUUUACGGGAAGAUCUCAUAUCUCUUUCCUCUGUCGCCAGUGCCCCAACCAAUGAUGAGCACCUGGAUUCCGCUUCAAUCUCGAGACUCGCCAAUAUUUCUUCUAUAAUACGUGCCUCCCUCCACAGCGUCGAUGAGGAAAGUGUUCGAAAUGCAUUGCUGUAUUUGGAGGCUGCGUCCGAGGAUCAUCCACCAAUUACACUAGGUCCGCGUCACGACGGCAUAUCUAUCGUUUCAUGGGCUGAUCAGAGCAUAUGCGGGCUAGAUUGGGGCGACAUUUUGGGAACAUGCGAUGCAGUUAGAUUGCCGAAGCUGACGUACAGGAGAUACCCUAUCGUCCUACCUAGGGUACCAGCCAACACCGACGGUGAUGGAGAAGGUCUGGAGGUGAUCGUCAGUUUUGAUAGGCAAAUAUUCGAAAAGUUUCGACAGAACUGGCCGAUUAAACAAUUAUCAACACUUCGGUGCUAUUCCUAGAGACCGAACAAGGCUUAAAACAUCUACCGAGGGCGGGUCAUAUUCAAUUAGUCUAGACACAGAGUGAAGUGGGCUAAUGCGGUAUAGGGCUGUUGCGACCUAUUCCCCUUUAAAGGGGAGUGGAGAAUGAUUGAGUUGGAGAGAAAAGGCACGACCAUAUGCCGCUUCACUAUAAGCUUCGAUCACCAACAACCGAAACAUUACACGAUGUGAACUAUACGAGCCAAUAGCGGGACGUGGCUCCAUACAUCGGACGGCAUCUUUCUC